This is a messenger RNA of Clupea harengus (Atlantic herring), 2610 nucleotides long. RefSeq names its product protein lifeguard 2. Gene Ontology annotation, cellular component: membrane; Golgi apparatus; endoplasmic reticulum. Gene Ontology annotation, biological process: negative regulation of apoptotic signaling pathway. The record is from RefSeq and is a predicted model, not a curated record. NCBI's taxonomy places the organism in Eukaryota, Metazoa, Chordata, Actinopteri, Clupeiformes, Clupeidae.
GUUGCUAGAAUGUGCCGUUUUGGGGGAGGGAGGGGUCCCUGUGUGUAGAAAAGUCAAAAAAGAGGGGGCUGUGCUGUUUGAGGAUUAGUCGACUGCGAUCAGUAGAGGGGUUUUCAUCGGAGCUGCGCAAAGAGGAACAACUGCAUUUUCCCAGGCACAGAGAGAGCCAUCUUAACAGCAUCAAAACAGAUAACUAUAGUGAAAAUAUACAGGUGAGGGGGGCAGAGUGUCAAUAUUCUGAAUUCAUCCUAAAGUGAAGAAGGAGUCUACGCACUCCAAGGACAACUAAUUCAACAUGACUCAGGGCAAGCUGUCGGUGACAAACAAAUCAAACCAUGGCUCUACUGCAGAAACAACUCCCCCAUCUCCUCCCACCUAUGAGGAGGCCACUGCAGGUGGCAGCCCCAGCUGCAGUGGGGCCUACCAGGGCGAUGGGGAGAUGCUCACUGAUUUUAGUUGGGAUGACAAGAACAUCAGAAGGGUGUUCAUUCGCAAGGUGUACGCAAUUUUGAUGAUUCAGCUCAUGGUAACACUGGCCAUUGUGGCUCUGUUCACCUUCUGUGAUCCAUUAAAGGACUACAUUCAGUCUCACCCUGGGUGGUAUUGGGCCUCUUAUGGCGUGUUCAUUGUGACGUACCUGACCCUGUCCUGCUGCUCUGGGCCAAGGAGGCAGUUUCCUUGGAAUCUCAUCCUGCUAGCAAUCUUUACACUGAGUAUGGCUUUCUUGAUGGCUUUCACAUCUAGUUUUUACAACACCAAGUCGGUCGUGCUGUGCCUGGGCAUCACAGUCCUGGUUUGCCUCUCCGUGACACUCUUCAGUUUCCAAACCAAGUUUGAUAUAACUUCAUGUCAAGGUGUGCUGUCCAUAUUCUGCAUAACCUUGUUGAUCUGUGGAAUUGUCCUGGCCUUCGUCCUGCCCAUGGGCUACGUUCCAUGGUUACAUUCUGUCUAUGCAGUUUUAGGCGCUAUCCUGUUUACCAUGUUCCUUGCAUUCGACACCCAGCUGUUGAUGGGCAACAAGCGCUACACCAUUAGUCCAGAGGAGUACGUCUUUGCCACCCUCAACAUCUACCUGGAUAUCGUUUACAUCUUCACCUUCUUCCUCCAGGUGUUUGGCACAGAGCGGGACUGAGACAUCUUGUUGUGGCGUCCAGCUGUACACCCUGUAAUGCACUUUUCCUGUUGUCCACAAACCCUUAACCCUUACUGUCACCAUCAACGAUACAGUGAUCCUGUCCUCUCCAGCAUGAUAUAGCUCUCUAGUACACUGUGUUUAGGUUUCAUGCUGACAUCCUUCCUGACCUACCAUGAAGCUCCCAUUUAAGGGUGGCUGGGUUACAUUAGCUAAUGGGUUUUAAAGAGGAACCUAAACAUGUAGCCACUCUCUCAUCAGUGGACUAGCAUGUAACUCUGGGGUUACCAAUGGUUGAUGUGUGAAAACAGAGUAGUUCUAGAACACCUGCUUGGAGUGUAUCUUCAUCUAGAUAGGAUUCCAUUAUCUCGUGCAACUGCAUUCCUGGAAUCAUUUUUAACCUUGAUGUCGCUAUGAGAAUUAUCAUGGCAAUCAUGACUCUGCAUGCAUCCGUGGGUACCUCUGUGCAAUAGCUUACACACAAAAGACAAGAGUUACAGAAGUAAACAACAUCAUGAAAUUGUAGCUUUGUCUCCAGCCUAACAUCAACACUGUUGUGUAGAACCUUUACUCUAAGUGCAUGUAGACUUGAGUGGAUGUGUAAAGAGAUUCAUCAGAUAUGAGAUGGUUGACAACAGUCCCUCUAUGGCUGCUUUUGGUUUAACUACCAAACUACAUUUGCUGAUCUGCACUUUAACUGCUAGUGUUAUGUUCUGAGUGCCUUCCCUGCCCCUCAGUCUGAACCCCUAUUCCCCUAAUAUGAAGUUUUAGUAGAACUUCUGUGAUGUGCAUUUCUUUAUUACAUGAGUCAAGCCUACUACAAAUGUAGGUUUACAGAAGCUGAUUGGCCAGUGCCUCUAAAUGGAGGAUGCUUUUGCCUCUCCUGUCUAAAAAUGUGAAAAUGGUCUUUAUCUUUAUUGCUGUGUAAUAAGUCUUUCUGGCGAAGAUAGAUUGGCAAUAUGACUAAAUUAAGUCAAUGAUUUAUUCAACUAUUUAACAAUAUUCUUUUUCAUAUAAACCAAAAGAUUUGUAUAUAUUCUUUGUCAUGUUGAUGUAAAAGCCAUUAUCACUUUCGCAAAAUACUUUUAUUUACUAUUCCUAUUUACUCAUUCUUAUUUAUUUUGAAAGUCUGUGGAAAUGCACUUGAUGAUUCAGGUUAAACUGUAUUUGAAACAUAGCAUGUAAUUUGUGAGCCCCAGACUUAAAAGUGCCAAUGCUUUUCAUUUGGUCUGCAUUUCAAAGUAGUUUGAUGAUGUUUCAGUACUGCAGCAGUUAGCCAACAUUCAAAAAGCUCUGUCUUUUCUGGUAAAUUUAAGGAGUGAAUCCUAUUACCAAACGUUUCCACUUGUUUUACCACAAUCAUUGUUUUCUUGUCAUUGAAAAGACAACAUUAAUUUGUUGGCUUUUAUUUAAAGAUGUGAUUGUAAAUGUACAUUGAUUUUUCACAAUGGUUGAAAUAAAUAAAUGAGAUGGACAUA